ACCUCCCAUCCCCGUUCUCUCAGCACUCCCCGACUCCAUCCAUCGUUCUCGGUUCCAGGAAGAGGACAAGCGCCAUGGGAAAGAAUACUGAGGAACCCGUACGCUCUUCCUCCUAUUUUGUUUUGUGUGGCAAUUUUGGGGGGUGAGAUGGUUUUGGAUGUUACACACUACAUACCCUUCGACCUUUCUCUAGCGACUCUCCAGGUCAUCAUCACCACGCACGUCGCAUACGCAGCGUGUGUAGUCUUGGGUGGUGUAUUAUUGCAGACUGCACCUGCAGCAUCGUUCACAAUGAGUGCUGGCAGCGUGGGUGGUAUGGGCACGAAAGGCAUGGGUAUAAGUUCAAGAGGCACAAACACGCCAGAAUCCAAAAUGGAGUCCUUUUGGCGCGUCGUCCGCGAAAUUGAGCGACAUGAACACGUCACGAGUCUUCCUGCUCCGCAUGUGUGGCAGGUGGGUCCGCUUGGACGAGGGGAGAUGAGGUCUUCUGGGUUAGGGUCUGCAUCUGCGUCACAGUCUGCGCCAGGGUCCUCCUUUUCGUCGGUAUUCCCGUCUGCGCCACGAUCCACUCUCUCACCCUCUGACUCCUCAUCGCCCUUUUCCAAUGUACCGAGAGGGCCGGAACCGCAGUUGAUAGUUACACUCUCGCCACAUGUCCCGUCUUCGUUGUGCGAUGAAGAAGUCUUGAAGUUUACACGGUGGGCGUGUGAGAAGGUCAGGGGGGCGUUCGUGGGUGAUGGAACGAGGGGGGUUGGAGUGGAGGUUGAGGUUUGCGUGGGUGUUCUUAGGGGAUAGGUAGUACAUGGGGAAGGGGAGAUAUAGCGGACCUUCUUACGUUUACCUUUUCCGGCUACGCUGAAUACCCUUCUCGCUCUGACAGGUCAAGAAUCGCAAAGUAU
Messenger RNA from Suillus bovinus, 899 nucleotides. RefSeq lists its product as uncharacterized. The record is from RefSeq and is a predicted model, not a curated record. The transcript has 2 exons. Bases 148 to 795 code for a protein of 215 amino acids. NCBI's taxonomy places the organism in Eukaryota, Fungi, Basidiomycota, Agaricomycetes, Boletales, Suillaceae.